This is a messenger RNA of Mustela erminea (ermine), 1825 nucleotides long. It is a transcript of the gene C2CD4D, whose product is annotated as C2 calcium dependent domain containing 4D. The transcript is spliced from 2 exons. Bases 620 to 1663 code for a protein of 347 amino acids. Lineage: Eukaryota; Metazoa; Chordata; Mammalia; Carnivora; Mustelidae. The record is from RefSeq and is a predicted model, not a curated record.
UGCCAGCUCCUCCCAGAAGAACUGGGCUGGGGGAGCAAGCUGGGGAGGAAGCUGCUCCCCUCUGGGCUCUGAACUUCUGCCAGCCAGAAGCCAGGAACCAGCGGCAGCCCAAGGGUGAGGCCUGCCCUCCGGGCGUCUGACGGAGCUAGCUGUGGGCUCGGGCUCCCAGGCAGAUGGUCAGACGGUCAGGAUGUCGCGGUCCCGCGGGUGGGGCGUGGGUGUGCGGUGAGGGACCAGCGGUGAAGCCUCCGGAACCGACUCUGGGGGUGGCAGAGAAUCAAUACCGCCUUUGUGCUCAGUGGUUCCUAGGGAGAGGAGUGGAGAGUGGGAGUGGCGGACCAACUGACCGCCAGCCUUGCAGACUCAGGAUGCCCUGGGGCUGGGAGGCUGCGGCAAGGGCUUGGGGAGGAGGAAUACCCUUCUGUGAUCCCCGCCUCACCCCCAGAGGUGCGUCUCCUUGGACCUGCCCUGGGGGCUCGCAGGGCAGCAGCCUGGUGUGCCGUGAGUUGGCUCCGGCGUGGGAGCCACUCAGAAAGGAGAGGGAGGAGUAAGAGGAGGCAGGCCUCCGCCGGGAACGCUAAAUUCCGACUUUCCCCACCCCCACCCCCACCCCCACUGCAUGUGGCUUUUGGAGAAAGCCGGCUACAGGCUGGGGCCCCCGGAAUCCAGGCCCCAAUGGGCGCCCUCCAGCCUGCUCCCCAAGCGCCGAGCCCCGGGCCCGCCCGCGCGCGCCUGUCCCAACGUCCUCACUCCCGAUCGCAUUCCGCAGUUCUGCAUCCCGCCGCGGCUCCCGGACGCUGGGGGCCCCGAGCCCCUGGCCGGGCGCAGCCUCCCCGCGGCCUGUUCGCUGCCCCACCUGGCAGGCCGGGAAGGCUGGGCCUUCCUGCCCGAGAGCCCGCACACGCGCCGGCGCGAGUCCCUGUUCCACCCGCUGCCGCCGCCCGCCGCCGCCGCCGCCGCCGCCAGGGGGCUUUCCCCAGCGCACGGCCGGUGGCACGUCUCCGCCCCGGACCUGCGCCUCUGCCGGGCCCCCGACAGCGACACGGCCUCGUCGCCCGAGUCGUCGCCCUUCGGCUCGCCGCGGUCAGGCCCCUGCCGACCCCGGCCGCACUCACUGUCCCCGGAGGAGGCGAGCUCGGCCGACACCAGCCCGCACGCGCCGCGCCGCGCGGGGCCGCCGCUCUUCCACCUGGACUUCCUGUGCUGCCAGUUGCGGCCGACCAAGGAGAGCGUGCUGCGCCUCGGACCCCACGGCGGCCAGCUGCGGCUCUCGGCCGAAUACCAGGCCGGGCCCCGGCGGCUGCGCCUGCGCCUGGUGAGCGCCGAGGGCCUGCUGCAGUCGCGGCCCGGCCCCGGGAGCGGCGGUGGAGGCUGCUGCGUGGUGCUGAGGCUGCGGCCGCGCGUCGGUCCGCGGGGCCAACGGAGCCGCGUGGUCAAAUGCAGCGCCAACCCCAUCUUCAACGAGGACUUCUUCUUCGACGGGCUGGGCCCGCCAGACCUGGCCGCCCGCAGUCUGAGGGCCAAGGUGCUGGACAGGGGCGCAGGCUUCCGCAGAGACGUGCUGCUGGGGGAGUGUGAGGCGCCCCUCAUUGCCCUGCUGCCCCCCUUGGGCGGGGGGCUGGGUCUGGGGACCUCCCCGGCACCUGCCCAUCUCAGCCUGUAGACUGAGAGACUGUCUCUUCCUCAAAGAGAUCUCCUCUAGGUCUGCGUAUUCUUUCUUUUCGUCUGCCCAGCUUGUAUUUAUUUUUGCUAAUAAAAUGUCUGUUUUUAGCAGGAUCUCGCCCCUUGUUGGCAUCCUAAGCUCCGAUCUACAGCCUACUCUUUU